GUGUUUUGUAUCAAACUUACUCAUAAAUUUAAAAAUAUAAUACUGUCAGCUAACAAUUUGUAUUUGUUUUUAUACAAAACUGUUUAUAUUCAGCUUGUAGUUUGACCCUUUUAGUGAGUUGUCUGGUAACAUGGCGACCAUGUUGAGCAGAGGUCUUACUCUAGCUGAAUCGAUUUCUAGGAAAAAUUGCGUUAAGCUACUGGGAGCGUCUCUGCCAUGGAGCCAGCAGCCCAAGAGGAACCUCAACGUCCACGAGCACAUCUCCUACACACUGCUGAACGAGGCAGGCAUCCCGACGCCCAAGUUCGGGGUGGCCAAGCAAAAGAAGGAGGCCGGUGAAUUAGCCAAGAGUCUGGGCAUCAAGGACAUUGUACUGAAGGCUCAGGUGUUGGCCGGUGGUAGAGGCAAAGGUCACUUCAAGGGCGGGUUGAAAGGAGGCGUCAGGAUGUGCUAUACACCAGAGGAGGCCGAGGACCUGGCUGGCCAGAUGUUGGGAGACUACCUGAUCACCAAACAGACUGGAGAGAAGGGACGGAUAUGUAACGCUGUCAUGGUCACUGAGAGAAAGUUUCCGAGGAGAGAGUUCUACUUCGCCAUCAUGAUGGAGCGAGCUUUCUCUGGCCCAGUACUCAUCGCCUCAUCACAAGGAGGUGUCAACAUUGAGGAGGUGGCAGCCGAGAAUCCUGACGCCAUCUUGUACGAGCCCAUCGACAUCACUCAAGGUCUGUCGAAGGACAUUGCGCUGAAGGUAGCAGACAAGGUGGGACUGCAAGAUAAGCGAGACCAGACUGCGGAGAUGCUGCUCAAGAUGUACGAUCUGUUUCUCAAAAAGGACGCUCUGCUGAUAGAGAUAAACCCCUACGCUGAGGAUCAGAACGGCAACUACUUCUCGCUUGAUGCCAAGAUGAGGUUUGACGACAACGCAGAUUUCCGACAGAAAGAGUUGUUUGCCCUGAGAGAUUGGACGCAAGAAGACGAGAAGGAGGUGGAAGCAGCAAAGUUUAACCUGAACUACAUUGCACUCGAUGGAAGCAUCGGAUGUUUGGUGAACGGUGCUGGGCUUGCUAUGGCCACCAUGGACAUCAUCAAGCUGCACGGAGGCAGCCCUGCCAAUUUCUUGGACGUCGGUGGAGGUGCCACUGCCCAAGCUGUCAAAGAAGCCUUCAAGAUUAUCACUGCCGAUCCUAAGGUUUAUGCUAUCAUGGUGAACAUCUUCGGAGGUAUCAUGAGGUGUGACGUCAUCGCCGAGGGUAUCAUUGCCGCAGCUCAUGAGCUCAAACUCAAAGUUCCCAUCAUUUGCAGACUGCAAGGCACCAACGUGGACGAUGCCAAAGUCCUGAUUGCGUCCAGUGGCAUGAAGAUUCUUCCUUGCGACAACCUAGACGAAGCAGCGAGGUUAGCUGUCAAACUGUCGUCUAUUGUCGGGCUCGCUCGUGCAGCUAAAUUGGACGUCAACUUUGAGAUGCCGCUUUAAGUACAUCUCUAGGUUGAGAAUCGUAUCUCAGCACGCGUCAGCUCCUAGCUUCCUUGCACCGUGUAUUUCGUCUUCAUCUAUAGUAUUCUCCCUUCUUGAUCUGUAUAAAUUUGUAUUAUAUAUUUAAAUAUAAAUUAUUUAAUAUAUUUGUUGGUUAACGUUAAUCAUUUUUUAAAUCUGCUUAACUCAUUUUAAAAGUUAUAAAUAUCCUGUGUAUUUAGCUUUACUUUGUUUUUAAGGAAUUUGUUGAAAACAAGAAGACCUUUACCCUUGGUUGAAAGCCUUGGCUUUGUAAAGGGAAUAAGUUAACCUUUUUAUAAAACUUUUUGUAUUAAAAUGAUUAUUUAAAAUUGUAAGUUAAACGAAGAACGAGUGGUAAGGACACAUUAUGUUGUGUAAAAUUUUAUCCUGCUUUAUUUUACCAAACCUAAAAUAUAAUAGAAAUGUUAUUUAUUUACCAUCAAACGAAUUAUUGUUAAAUAAUUAUUAAGUUAAAUUAAAAAAUGUAUAAAAUACA
This is a messenger RNA of Macrosteles quadrilineatus (aster leafhopper), 1991 nucleotides long. It is a transcript of the gene ScsbetaA, whose product is annotated as succinate--CoA ligase [ADP-forming] subunit beta, mitochondrial. The coding region runs from base 131 to 1474 and encodes 447 amino acids. Gene Ontology annotation, cellular component: succinate-CoA ligase complex; mitochondrion. NCBI's taxonomy places the organism in Eukaryota, Metazoa, Arthropoda, Insecta, Hemiptera, Cicadellidae. The transcript has 10 exons. Gene Ontology annotation, molecular function: metal ion binding; ATP binding; succinate-CoA ligase (ADP-forming) activity. Gene Ontology annotation, biological process: tricarboxylic acid cycle; succinyl-CoA metabolic process. The record is from RefSeq and is a predicted model, not a curated record.